This is a messenger RNA of Monoraphidium neglectum, 1086 nucleotides long. Its product is annotated as putative Nuclear migration protein nudC. Lineage: Eukaryota; Viridiplantae; Chlorophyta; Chlorophyceae; Sphaeropleales; Selenastraceae. The record is from RefSeq and is a predicted model, not a curated record. Gene Ontology annotation, cellular component: cytoplasm. Bases 1 to 1086 code for a protein of 361 amino acids. Gene Ontology annotation, biological process: protein folding. The transcript has 6 exons.
AUGACCUGCGUGAUAAAAGAAGUGGAUGAGAACUCGUUCGAUGCCGACGUCUUCGAGAAGCAGCUCGGUCUUGCGUUGAUCCGGGAGCAUGAGGGUGACGCGCAGAAGCUCCUCGAGGCGGUGCUAGACUUCCUCAAGCGCAAGAGCAACUUUUUUAAUCAGGGAGACGCCAAGAGGCGGCUGCUGGACGCCUACCGCACCGUGACAGGCGAGGUGGAGCACCCCUCCGCCGGCCUUAAGGCCGGCUUCCUUGCCAGCACAAGCGGCGCCGCUGCCAAGCCCGCUGGCGUCACCACGGAGCAGGUUGUGCAGCAGCCCGGCAGCAGCAGCAGUGGCGCGGGCGCAGGCCCCUCUCCCACGCAGCAGGAACAGCAGCAGGACCAGGCGGAGCUGGAGGUGCAGCACGACCUCAACCAGCAGCCGCAGGCGGGGCCAGCGGCUGAACAGGCCGCUGCUGCAGCCGCCCCUGACACACCCGCCGAGGCCACCACUGCGCCGUCUGCGCCGUCCCCCGACGUGGUGGGAGAUGAGGACGAGGAGGGCGAGGGCAAGCCGGACCAAAACAAGGGCCUGAAGCCCAACGCAGGCCGUGGCGCUGACAUGGAGUGCUACAGCUGGACUCAGACUCUCAGCGAAGUCACAGUGGUGGUGCCUGUGCCGCCCGGCACCAAGGGUCGCUCGCUGGACGUGCUCAUUGCCAAGCAGCGCCUCCGCGUUGGCGUCAAAGGCCAGCCCGCCAUCGUCGACGGCAAGCUGUCGGAGGCGGUCAAGGCGGACGACUGCCUGUGGAACCUGGUGGACAACUGCGUGGAGCUGACGCUGACCAAGGCCGAGGGCAUGCAUUGGUGGCGCAGCGUGCUGGAGGGGGACGCGCAGAUUGACACACAGCAGGUGGAGCCGGAGAACAGCAAGCUGGAGGAGCUCGACCCUGAGACCAGGAAGACGGUCGAAAAGAUGAUGUUUGACCAGCGCCAGAAAGCCAUGGGCCUGCCGACCAGCGAUGAGAUGCAGAAGGAGGACAUGCUCAAGCGCUUCAUGGCGGCUCACCCCGAGAUGGACUUUUCCAAUGCCAAGAUUCAAAUGUGA